GAGAGAUGCGAGGGUGCUCUGCAAGAGAGGGCAGCCAUGGCAGGAGAGCAGCAGAGGCAGCACCCAAGCCACAGGGGCCGGGGCUGGAGCAGGGAGCUGUGAGCAGAAGGGCUCACACACUUACCCUUGUCCCUGAGGAGGAGAAGGUGGCCAGGCGAGUGCUUGGUCCAGUGUGGCCCAGGCAGGGCUUUUAUAGCAGCCCCAGCAUUGCUCAGCUCCAUCCAGGCCAAUCUGCACAGUGGACACUCCCUGGUGCUGCUGCUGCUGACACCAGGGUAUUGCAGCCCCUACCCCUUCCUGAGUCAGCAUCCCCCUGGUCCCGCCCCAGCACAUCCUGCUGCCCAAGCCAUCUUGUCCUUCCUGCCACAUCAGAUACUUGAUUGCUGGGAUGGCACCCAGGAAUUUGGCUGCAUGGGCACAUCUGAGGGCUUCGUGGCCUUCGGUAGGGCUGAAAUAUCCCUGAGUAGAGUUCCGCUUUUUGGGGCGUUUCUAAUUCUUGAGCCCUGUAUGUCAAGCCUGGCAUGGGGACCCUGUGUUCCCUGUGUCACAGAGCUCCCUGGCAGUGCCUGGGGACCAGAUGGAGUCCAGCUCUGCAGCGCUGGCCAGUGCUGGAUGCUGUUGAGCAGGCAGGGGCACAUAGGAUGUGCGUUUCUUUAGGUGUUGGUUCAGGUCUGCCCUCUGCCCAUCAGAAACAGCCGGUGGCACACGCCAGACACCUCCUGGAGCUGCUGUGGCCCAGGAAGUGGCACUGGCAGCAUCCCAGCUGGAUAAUUGCAGGAGCUGAUGGUGCAGCUUGAGGCUGGCCAUGAAAUGCAGGAGUCAGCAGAAGGGCCCCGUGGCAGCAGGGCUGAGGCCGGGCCUUGUCCCGCACACGUGCACCCAGCAUGGGCAGCUCCUGCCCCACCUCUGCAGCCACCCAUAAAAGCGCUGUCCUGGCCCAGGGCUGCAUCCACUGCUGCGGCCUCGCUCUGCUCAGCCCAAGGCCAGCCUCAUCUCUGUCACGCCAAGAUGUCCUGCUACGAUGUGUGUCCCCCCAGGAGCAGCUACGAGCUGUGCACCCCCAAAACCAGCGUGGCUGUGCCCCAGCCCAUCGCUGAGAGCUGCAACGAGCUGUGUGCCCGCCAGUGCCCCGACUCCUCGGCCUUGAUCCAGCCGCCCCCCGUGGUGGUCACCUUCCCCGGCCCCAUCCUCACCUCCUUCCCCCCAGCAAGCCGUGGUGGGCUCCUCCGGAGCACCGGCCUUUGGCGGCUCCCUGGGGCUGGGCGGCCUCUACGGCGCCGGCGCCACCCAGGCCUCGGCUGGCCUCUGCACCUUUGGCAGAGCCUGCGCUGCUCCCGCCUACAGCCCUUGCGCCCUGCCCCGCUACAGCAAGAAGCUCUGGGACACCUGCGGGCCCUGCUAGAGCCACCACAGCCCAGCCCAAACGCGUGCGGCCGCCUCAGCCCAGCACAGAGAAGUUGAGCUCUGCACAAGCUGCCCUGGCCUCCUGCAGCCCGUGACACCCGGCCUGUCUGGGGCUUUUCCACCAUCCCUCUCCUGGCCUCUCCUUUCCCUCCUGGUACAAUAAAGUUUUCCUGCAUCC
Messenger RNA from Oenanthe melanoleuca, 1582 nucleotides. RefSeq names its product scale keratin-like. The record is from RefSeq and is a predicted model, not a curated record. Lineage: Eukaryota; Metazoa; Chordata; Aves; Passeriformes; Muscicapidae. Bases 784 to 1461 code for a protein of 225 amino acids. The transcript has 2 exons. Gene Ontology annotation, molecular function: structural constituent of cytoskeleton. Gene Ontology annotation, cellular component: intermediate filament.